AUGGUCUCUGAAUUUGUACGACUACAUGUAACGCCCUUGAAUUCCGAUCUUCUUCAAGUUGUUGUUGGUCCACAUCUCCUCGAUUCGGUCGCCAACUUGUCCUAUCACUCGAUCCAGACAUUCCCAGAGAACAACUACGGCUACUUUGACCUUCCUGCCAUGGAAGCCGACAAACUAAAGAAGAAGUUGAACGGAGCAAUCUUGAAGGGCAGGAAGAUUAGAGUGGAAGAUGCUCGGCCACAGAAACGCAGGCGCAUCGAGGAGUCGGACAAAGACGAAGAACCCAGCGUGAAGCCUGAGCGAAGGAAGCCGAAGAAAUCCAAAGAGCGCAAUGUUAUUUUGGGCCAUGAACUUCCCGUGGACCGCAAAGUGAAACGCGGCUGGACCGAAGCGAAGUCCACCAAGUCAAGCAAAAAGAACAAGAGCAAGGCAUCCACGUCUAGCUCCAAAUAUACCGACAAAGACGAGGCGCUUUUUCGUACGAAGCUCCCUCCCAACAAACUCGAUAAUGUAGAGGCAGGGAAGAAGGAAAAGGGCAGGUCGAAGAAGAAAAGCACUGAACGAGUAGUGCACGAGUUUGAGAAGUCCACAAUGCAACCUUCCUUCAUCAGACAGGAUAUUGGGCUCGGCAUCAAGGGAAAUCUACAGUACGUUGAAGGUGAAGGCUGGGUCGAUGAACAAGGACAUGUGAUUGAGAAGGAACCUGAGCGAGUCUCCAAGCGUCGCCAGACAACCAAGCAACAAGCCCAGGUGGACGACAAAGCUAGCAAGAGACGGCGACAGUCUUCUGAAUCGUCGUCGUUGUCACCCUCCUCCUCCUCUAGCGAAGGCACUGAUGAAGUCGAGAUGAAUGCUAGCUCUCCUGACAAGGGCCAAAUGGAGGACACGAGCAGUUCGGGUUCUUCUUCAGACUCAGAAUCUGACGAAGAGACGAACUCCAGUGCCUCAGCUCAUGGCACUUCGGAGGCAGAAACACAGGCAGGACUACAUCCACUAGAGGCUCUCUUUAAGAAGCCAAGAGGCCCUAUCUCGGAGGACGUUGCAAAGCCAUCGUUGGAGAUCUCAACGUCGUUCUCCUUUUUUGAAUCGGGCGAUCCUGAAGAUCUCGCAGAAGAGCCUGUCGUCCCAUUGACACCGUUCAGCUCUCAGGACAUCCGCUAUCGUGGACUACGAAGCGCCGCUCCAACGCCCGAUACCGCACAUCCUAGUCGAUUCAAUAGUUACGGCAGUUCUGAACUACCUGGAGAUGAGGCACCACAAGAGGACGAGGAGGAGGAAGCUGACAAAGCCGAGUUGGGGGCCAGUCUUGGGUUGAAGGAACAAACCAAGGAGGGAACAUCCCGAUCCCAGAGUGAUUUUGAGAAAAAGUUCUGGGAGAAUCGAGCCGAAAACAAUCGCUCUUGGAAGCUGCGACGCAGGACAGUGCUGAAGGAGAAGAGGCAGCGAGAGAACAAGGCGCGGAGACCCAGGAACUGGUAG
Messenger RNA from Fonsecaea pedrosoi CBS 271.37, 1479 nucleotides. RefSeq lists its product as uncharacterized. The record is from RefSeq and is a predicted model, not a curated record. Lineage: Eukaryota; Fungi; Ascomycota; Eurotiomycetes; Chaetothyriales; Herpotrichiellaceae. The coding region runs from base 1 to 1479 and encodes 492 amino acids. The transcript has a single exon.